UCAUCACUUUCCUAAUAUAUCUCAUAUCUCUGCCACAGCUUUGAGACAAUUAAGCCUGCUCUCCAUUCACACUGUGUUUGUGUGAGUGAGCGUGUGUACUACGGUACGUGUUAGGUGUAUGUUUGCGCGUGUUUCGGUGCAGUUUUGACUUCACGACCUCGAUGACGGGCACCAUGAUGCGGAGUAUGGACCCGAGCGAGACGGAGAUUGACCUGAGCGAUGCGGGAGAUGGAGAGGAUGAUGGGGAGCAACAGCCAUGGAAGACCCAGCUGGAAACCGUCCUGGAGGAGGAGGAAGAAGAUGAUUUAAUCUCAACACAGAGUGACACCAGGCCUCUGAUCAACGAGAGGGACCCAAAACAAAUAAAUGAGUGUCUAAAGGUGACUUUUCAAGAUGUGAUAGCAGAACCGGCGUCGGUCCGCAGUGGGGAUCGGGUGUGGAUCUGGAGUCACGCUCUUUUCGAAGUGUCCAGGGUCUGGUGCUAUCGCAUCAUCACAGCUCUGCUGGCUGUUCCCGUGUCCCUCAUCGCUGGAGUUCUUUUUGCCAUCCUCGGCUUCAUUCACAUCUGGUUCCUUACGCCGUGUGUGCAGGUGGUCUUGAUAAACACGGGGUGGUUGCAGACGUUAUGGAGCAGCGUUUUAGACAUUUUCAUCUUACCCUUCUGCCAAAGUGUAGCCAAGUGCUGCGGUGGAAUUAGCGUUCGCCUCACACGGGAAUGACAGAUGUUUGCUGGAAGAAUCAGUUCAAAUGGCAAUUAACGUACUGGAAACAUAUUGUAUUUCAGGAGGGAUGACGGUUUGAUUCUUGGUCCAUGUUCUUGGGGACCACACCCAAAUACACAAAGCGUGUCAGAGACUUGGAGGAAAGGUAUAUUCUUGACAAAACAUUUGCUUAAGUAUCUUUAACAGAGGUGUAAAGAGUAUCUGAAAACCAUACUUAAGUAAAAGUACAGAUACCUUGCAGUGAAAAUUACUCCAUUACAAGUUACAAGUCACCAAUUCCAAAACGACUUAAGUAAAAGUCUUUGAGUAUCUGAUUUUAACAGUACUUGAGUAUUUUACUCAUAAUGAAUGUAGGCUCAAAGCAGCACUAGUCCUCAACACUUAAGAGACACAGCAGUGAAAAACUAGAAACAGUUGAUUUGUGAAGUGAGCAAUCGCAUUUAUUUUCUUAAAUCAUAAUAAGACUGAACACCUCAAAAUUGCCACAAAUCAUGGUCGACACCAUAACCUACGUCAUUACAAACACCCUAAGUCUCAUUUAAGCUCAAGUGCUCAUAAGUAAACCAAAGUCCUUCAAAAAGGUCUCUUCAAUAUAACAGAUAAAUAAAAUAAUGUUAAGUAGAAUUAAAAAGUCAAAGCCUUUUUGCACUGGACAUGCUGGUUUGGGCCUCAUGGCCAGCUGCAGUCAUGUCCUCAUUUCACAUACACUGUUAGCCCUUACCUGCCAUUUCUACAGUAAUACAUUGGCAACACUGUUGCCAGCUAGUUACUGUAGGUGUUUUACAGUAAACUACUGCAAUGGCUGUUUGAAGAUACAUUAUUAAAGAAUCUAUUAACGCACUUAAGUCACACAGUCUUAGAUGAACAAGUGUAAAUAACAGAUGAACACAAUAAAUCUGUCAAGAUUUCACCAGAGGAGAAUUAAACACAAACAUCAAUAACAUCUUCACAUAUUACAGACACCACUUUCACUUUAUUUCUGUCAUCUGUGUAAGAUCUUAUUGAGAUUUAACUCUAGUUCAUAGUGGUUCAAUUAUGUUUUAAGUCACCAUUAUGGCGAUCAGUGUUUGCUUUGGUUGGACUCUUUGACUUUCUUGUAGCUUUAAAAUGUACACUUAUACAAUAACACUGAAAGGGACUUUACAGGAACCGCAACUUUAUGUUUGCUUAGUAACUGAAGAUACAUCUGAA
Molecule: messenger RNA, 1913 nt
Organism: Triplophysa rosa
Lineage: Eukaryota; Metazoa; Chordata; Actinopteri; Cypriniformes; Nemacheilidae
Gene: cav4a
Product: caveolin 4a
Exons: 3
Coding region: 162-719 (185 amino acids)
Biological process (GO): caveola assembly
Cellular component (GO): caveola
Molecular function (GO): molecular adaptor activity
Source: RefSeq, a predicted model, not a curated record